AUAUUCAGAACAAAACAAAAAGAAUGAUUAAUCAAUUAACAAAGAACGAGUUAAUCGGAUUAUUUACAUCGAUUGCCGUCCUCAUAUACGUUACAUGUCUCUUCUACACCAAACGAUGUCGUACGAGACUACCUCCGGGACCAAAUCCAUGGCCGGUGAUUGGAAACAUUUUCCAGCUCGCUGGUUUACCGCCACACGACUCAUUGACUAAACUUUCACGGCGUCACGGGCCAAUCAUGACUUUACGGAUCGGGUCGAUGCUGACGGUUGUGAUCUCUUCGAGUGAAGUGGCUCGGGAGAUCUUCAAGAAGCAUGACGCAGCUUUGGCUGGCCGGAAGAUUUACGAGGCGAUGAAAGGAGGGAAGAGUAGUGACGGCUCGCUCAUCACGGCUCAGUAUGGUGCGUAUUGGCGGAUGCUGCGGAGGCUUUGCACCACUCAGUUCUUUGUCACGCGCCGUCUUGAUGCUAUGAGUGAUGUACGCUCUAGGUGUGUUGAUCAGAUGCUUCGGUUUGUCGAGGAAGGUGGCCAAAACGGUAUGUAUUAUACUAUCAACAACAUUAUGACAUGCAUUAUAUGUACAAAAACAAUCGAUGUGGGGAGAUAUUUCUUCUUGAUGGCAUUUAAUCUCAUAGGAAACCUCAUGUUCUCGAGAGAUUUGCUUGAUCCUGAUUCAAAAAGAGGAUCCGAAUUCUUUUACCACACCGGGAAAGUGAUGGAGUUCGCCGGAAAACCAAACGUUGCCGAUUUCUUCCCGUUGCUAAGGUUUCUUGACCCUCAAGGAAUCAGGAGAAAAACGCAAUUCCACGUGGAAAAAGCGUUUGAGAUCGCCGGAGAGUUCAUCAGAGAACGAACGGAGGUUAGGGAGAGAGAAAAGAGCGACGAGAAGACGAAAGAUUACUUAGAUGUUCUUUUGGAGUUUCGUGGUGGCGAUGGAGUCGACGAAGAACCUUCUAGCUUCUCAUCAAGAGAUAUCAACGUUAUUGUUUUCGAAAUGUUUACGGCUGGAACGGAUACGACAACGAGCACGUUGGAGUGGGCACUAGCGGAGCUUCUACACAACCCAAGAACACUGACCAAACUCCAAACCGAACUCCGGACCUACUUCAAGUCCUCGAACCAAAAGCUCCAAGAAGAAGACCUACCAAACCUUCCCUAUCUCUCAGCUGUUAUCAUGGAAACCUUAAGGCUACACCCACCUCUGCCUUUCCUCGUCCCACACAAAGCCAUGUCAACUUGUCACAUCUUCGAUCAAUACACUAUCCCCAAGGAAACACAAGUCUUGGUCAAUGUAUGGGCCAUCGGACGCGAUCCUAAAACAUGGAUCGACCCGAUAAUGUUCAAACCCGAGAGAUUUAUAUCCGACCCUGACGCCCGAGACUUCAAGGGACAAGAUUACGAGUUCUUGCCGUUCGGGUCGGGUCGAAGGAUGUGUCCAGCUUUGCCUUUGGCAUCACGGGUUUUGCCGUUGGCCAUUGGGUCAAUGGUGAGAUCGUUUGAUUGGGCUUUAGAAAAUGGGCUUAAUGCAGAAGAAAUGGAUAUGGGAGAAAGGAUUGGUAUAACAUUGAAAAAAGCUGUUCCUUUGGAAGCCAUUCCAAUUCCUUAUCGAGGGACUUAAUUUCUUUUCUUCUUUUCUCUUUGUUUUCUUUACAUGCAUGUGUACAGUGUACUUGAACACUUCAAAUCAUCAAAGCAAUCCGAUAUUUGUACCC
Messenger RNA from Arabidopsis thaliana (thale cress), 1710 nucleotides. RefSeq names its product cytochrome P450, family 76, subfamily G, polypeptide 1 (gene CYP76G1). The transcript is spliced from 3 exons. Bases 24 to 1616 code for a protein of 530 amino acids. Lineage: Eukaryota; Viridiplantae; Streptophyta; Magnoliopsida; Brassicales; Brassicaceae. The record is from RefSeq and is marked reviewed. Gene Ontology annotation, molecular function: monooxygenase activity; heme binding; iron ion binding.